This is a messenger RNA of Ectocarpus siliculosus, 1008 nucleotides long. Lineage: Eukaryota; Phaeophyceae; Ectocarpales; Ectocarpaceae. The record is from the annotation of a GenBank genome assembly.
AUGGGCUUCUGCUGCCGGUCUCGAUUGCUAACGCUGCCGGCGACGGACGACAAGCUUCCUGACGAGCUAGACAAUUUCACGUCGGCGAGGCGGUGGUUCGACUUCUCCAACGUCACUGUUCCUUGGCCCGAGUAUCAGGAGAUGGGGGACGAUCAAGAGGUGUGCCGGCCGGAGACGAAGGACGGGGGGAGAAAAGCUUUCGGGUACGAAGAUGUCCAUCCGAAGCUUUUAGAGUGCAUGAACCGGGUCUACCUGAGAGGGUGCGAGAAAGCCUACCUUGGAAAGCUGGUGGACGUGGGCAGCUUUUGCCCCAAGCAGGAACCGGGCAAGCGAAAAGGGGCAGGAUCGUUGGUGGCCCACAUCCGAUCGGGGGAUAUUUUCAACCCGGAUGGAGAAGGUCAUCGUCGGCAGGGAUUCGGCCAGCCGCCUCUCCAGUACUACUUGCGCGUGCUGGCGGCGAAGGACUGGGAUAACGUAACGUUCCUGACAGCCGCGUGGGAAGACAGGGCCCUAAACCCGACAUUUUUGACGCUGGAGAUGAUGGCGGACGCAGGCGUCCUGGGGGAGAACGUCCAUCUUUUCAAUAACCGAACUCUUCUGACGGACAUGAAGGAGAUGCUCUGCGCGGACGCCUUGGCCACCUCGAGGUCGAGCAUGAGUUUCCUCACCUUCGCGCACUCUAGGGCUACCACCUUCUUCGUGCCGACCCCGUGUGGCAACGGGGGGUUCCGCAGGAUGAAAGACGUGCCGGUUAAGGCAACCUUCGACAACACCACCUUGCUUCUCCUAGAGAAGCGGGAAUCUGAGGUGUUCGGCGUCGACUGGCGUCAGAACGGGUCAGAUUACUCGGUCUAUAAAAAUUGGCUCGACAGCCCCCACCAGCUGCUCGAGAUGACCACGUACAAGGGAAUCAAGGGGUUGCAAAAAUGCACCGUGUACCCCCCCGCACCCCCGCAGUCGACGGACCCCCCUGCUGGGUCAAGAGUCGGCCCGGUCGUAGAAAACUGA